AUGGCAGGAAAGAGGAGGAGCAAGGAAGCAGGAGCAAUGAAGGAGCAGGAGAAGAGACAGAAGCACAGGGGGAGAGGAGCAAGGAUUCAGGGCAGGGGGGUGCAGAGCAGAGAAAGGAGCAGGGGAGUUGGAGCAAAGGAGGAGCAGGAGCAGGAGGAGCCAAGGAGCAGAAGGAAGCAGGAGGAGCAGGGAGCAGAGAGGAGCAGGAAGGAGCAGAAGGUUAGCAGGAGAACAGGGAGCAACCAUCAUUACUUCCCUCCUUCACGCCCCUCCCCCUCCCCUCCCUCCUCUCCCCCGAUCCCUCCCUCACACCCUCACCCUCCACGUUCGCGAUCCCAUCCUCACGGCCCCUCCUCCUCCCUCCCUUCCUCACCCCUCCUCAUACGCCACACCCCUUCCCCCCCUCCUCACUACCCUGCGCCCCCCUCCUCCCUUCACCCCUCCCCCUCCGCACCCCCCAUCCGCGCUCACCCCCUCAGCCUCCCCGCCUCCCUCCUCUCCCUCACCCCUCCCCCUCCUCACCCCUCCCUCCUCAAACCCCACCUCCUCCCGCUCCUCAACCUCCGCCUACCUCCUCCCUCACCUCCUCCGCCUCCCAAUCCCGCUCCCUCACCCCCUCCUCCAUCCCUCACGCACCCACCUUCCUCCCCCUCACCCUCCCCUUCCCUCCUCACACCCCUCCUCUCCCUCACGCCCUCCCGCCCCCCUCUCCUCCUCACCCCUCCCCCCUCCUCACCCCUCCUCACCCCCCCUCCUCCACGCCUCUCCACCCUCCGCCUCCCCCCAUCCUCCCCCUCCACCCUCUCCCUCCUCCCCUCCCUCCUCACCCCCUCCCUCCACCCCUCCACCCUCCCUCCCUCCUCACCCCUCCCCCUCCCUCCCUCCCGCCCCUCCCCUCCCUCCACCCCCUUCCCUCCCUCCCUCCCCGAACCCCUCCCCCUCCUCCCCCUCCUCAUCCCCCCAUCCCCUCCUCACCCCUCACCCUCCCCCCCUCCUCACGCCCUCACCUCCCUCCCUCCCUCACCACCUCUCCCCCUCCUCCCCCUCCUCCCCUCCCCCUCCUCCCCCUCCCUCCCCCCUCCUCACCCCCUCUCCCUCCCUCCUCACCCUCCCACUCCUCACCCCUCCUCGCCUCACCCUCCGCCCCUCCCCCUUCCUCACCCCUCACCCUCCCUCCACUCCUCACCCCCCCUCCGCCUCGCUCCCCCUCACCCCUCCCACCCCACCUCCCUCCGACCUCCCCCUCCCCACCCCCCUCCUCACCCCUCCCCUCCUCCCACCUCCCCCUCCUCACCCUGGGAUUGCCUCCAGACAUCCGGCUAUCUGACCCCCACAGUGGAACGGAGGCCGAGUGGAUCCCCGUUCCUCAUGUCGAUGUCAUGCCUGGUCGAUUGGAGCGCGCGAGCGCUCAUACCUGAGACCCAGGGGGGAGGCCAGGGGGUGAGGCAGAGGGAGGCAGGGGGAGGGCAUGGAGGGGGAGGUCAGGGGGAGGCAGGGGAGGAUACAGAGGGAGGCAAGGGGAGGCAGGGGGGAGGCGAGGGGGAGGCAGAUCAGAGGGGGAGGCCGAGGGGGAGGCAGUAG
Messenger RNA from Knipowitschia caucasica, 1581 nucleotides. The record is from the annotation of a GenBank genome assembly. Lineage: Eukaryota; Metazoa; Chordata; Actinopteri; Gobiiformes; Gobiidae.